Penicillium roqueforti is the source of this 1146-nucleotide messenger RNA. RefSeq names its product CFEM domain-containing protein. Bases 1 to 1146 code for a protein of 381 amino acids. The record is from RefSeq and is a predicted model, not a curated record. The transcript is spliced from 4 exons. Lineage: Eukaryota; Fungi; Ascomycota; Eurotiomycetes; Eurotiales; Aspergillaceae.
AUGAAGUCCUUCUCCCCCGUUGCUCUGGCCUUGAUGGCCGCUUUUGGCAUGGUCGCCGCCGAGUCUGCUGCCUCGGAGUGUGCUACUAUGUGUCUCAACAACAUGAGCAACCUGGCCUCCGAGUUGGGUUGCAAGUCCGGUGACCUCGCUUGCCUGUGCAAGAGCGAUAACUACAAGUACGGUAUCCGUGACUGCACCAAGGAGGCCUGCCCCAACGACGACGCCGAGACGGUUCUCGCUAUGGCCGUCGCUAAGUGCCCUGGCGGUGUCGCGGGAUCUGACUCCACCUCCAGCUCCAGCUCUGACUCUAGCUCUACCUCCGGCUCUGACUCCAGCUCUACCUCCGGCUCUGACUCUAGCUCUACCUCUGGAUCUACCUCCGGUGCUGGUGGUGACUCCACUUCUACUGGCUCUGGUGCUACCGUGACCGGCACUGAUGCCUCUGGCUCCACAACCACUGGCGUCGCUGUCGUGACCCGCACUGAUGCCUCUGGCUCCAUGACCACCGAGACCGUGAUUGGCACUGGAACCUCUGGCUCCGAUGCUACCGUGACCGGCACUGAUGCCUCUGGCUCUACGACCACCGGCGUCGCUGUCGUGACCGGCACUGAUGCCUCAGGUUCCGCGACCACCGAGACUGUGAUUGGCACUGAAACCUCUGGCUCCGGUGCUACUGUGACCGGCACUGAUGCCUCUGGCUCCACAACCACUGGCGUCGCUGUCGUGACCAGCACUGAUGCCUCUGGUUCUGCGAUUACCAGCACCGUGAUUGGCACUGACGUCUCUGGCUCCGCGACCACCGCUACCGUGACUAGCACUGAUGCCUCUGGCUCCAAGACCACCGCUACAUUGACUGGCACUGAGGCCUCUGCCUCCAACACUGGCUCCGUUUCCACCAUCACUAGCACCGACGCCUCCGGCUCCAUGGUGACCAAGGUUAGCACCAGCACCUCUUCCACCUCCACUGGCGGCUCCGACAGCUCUGAGUCUACCUCCGACUCCGAUUCCGGCAGCUCUGAGUCUACCUCUGGCUCGGAUUCCGGCUCUGCUGCUCCUACAUCCAGCUCCGGUGCCGCUGCCCCCAUGGCCACUGUCGGCAGUGGUGCUAUGGGCGUCCUCGGCCUGGUCGCUAUCCUCGCUCUGUAA